CUCAUUUAAUCUCAUCCACAUCAUACUGUUAAUAUAAGACAAAACAGCUCAGCCGAGCUAUUUAUACAUGUCAUCGCCAUAAAAUGAGACAGAAUGCGAAUUAAUGUAUUUUAUGCAUUUAUUACUGGAAAACAUAUUAUAUAAUGGCGACGGAGUGCACGCAAGAAUCCGUUCUGGACUUUCUCAUAGAAAAUGGGGGGCGUGUGAAAAACAAGGACUUGAUAGAGCAUUUUAAAGUCUUCCUGAGCGGUGGAAAUACAGAGAGAACGAUCUUAAAAGAGAGAUUUAAGCGUUUUGUUGAUAAUAUCGCCUAUGUGAAACAAGAGAAUGGACAGAAAGUGGUGUGCUUGAAGAAGAAGUACAGAUACCCGGAGAUGCGAGCACGAGAUGAUGAUGCAGAUGAAGGCAUCAACAGAGGAAUGCAUGCCUUAAUAUUCGAAGAAAAUGGCAAUAUUAAUGAGGAAAUCAAUGGAAAGCAUAAUAAUCAGAAGUCUAAGGUAAUGGAUGCCAAAUUGGAUGCUGUACGUGAUGGCAAAACCAUUGCAUCUGAAUGCAUUUCAGACAUUGCAUUGAUGGAGAUGAACGAUUGUUCAAGUUCUCACUGCAGUCUUUCAGAUGUUUCAAAUAUAACGGGGGAAAUGGCACAAGAGAAUGGAAAUGGCACCAAGUCAAUUGUUCUGGAGCUCUCUAAUGCCCAGUCAACUGGAAAACUGGAAUCUAGGGCAGAGGAACUGGAACCCAUCAAAGCUACCCCGGUUGUGAUUCGACGAAGAACAUCGAGAGGAUCUCAGCGCAGUUUGAUUGCCUCCUCGGAGGAAGAGCCUCAUGAUGGACCGUGUGAUGGCACAGAUGGCAGCACCCCAAAAGGCAGCCGCAAGAACUUCCUGGAGCUCAUGAUGAGCAGUUCUCCACAGGUGAGGCACUCACUGGUCCACCGUAUAUCCUCCAGAAACAGCGGCUUCAUGAUGUCCUCGAUGGACGAGGACUGUGCCUUGGUAACAUUAGACCCUUUGGAGCACGAAUGGAUGAUGUGUACAGCAGAUGGUGAAUGGGACAGUCUCCAAAGGCUGCUCAUGUGUGAACCCGCUCUCAUCUCCAAGAAGGACUUUGUCACUGGUUUCACAUGUCUGCACUGGGCGGCCAAGCAAGGCCAACAUGAGCUUUUCGCCAUGCUGGUGAGCUUCGCCAAACAGCACAACGUCGCCAUCAACAUAAACGCCCGCUCCAGCGCCGGCUACACCCCGCUGCACCUGGCGGCCAUGCACAACCACAUUGAAGUCAUGAAGCUUCUGGUGGGAGCGUACGAUGCUGAUGUGGACAUCAGGGACUAUAGUGGGAAGAAAGCAUCUCAGUACCUCCAAGCCAACGUCACGGGGGACAUCAAAGACAUCAUUGGGGCUUGUGGGAGCUCGGAUACGGAGAAUGCACCUGAAGCUGGGCGAUGGAGGCUUCCUAAAGUCCUGCCGUCCAAUCUGAACCCUCUGCGCUUAUUAAACCACUCUGAGGAGGUGGCAGGUGACGGUCAGGUCAAGCCCAGGCCACUGUAUCGGAAGCCGUCCAUCGGCCGCAUCAGACUGCAGAGGAACAGGUUCAAGACGCAGAUUGUCCACAGCACUUCGUUUAGGGAGAAUGAGGAAGGAGACGAUUCACUCAAGAGCCCCGUCAAAUCGAGACCCGUGUCAAACCUCUUCGGAUGAAAUGAGUUUCUCUGUUUACUAUGAGAAAGACUGUAAUAUGGCGACACCCAAAAAAUGGCAAUCCAAACCCAUGUGGGUCAAUAACAUGACACUCAUUUUAGUUUUUCGGAUCUAUUAUGUUAUUUAAAAUGCGUUAAAAGUGCAAUUGACACUAAAUAACUAGUACCCCACCUAUGGAAGCCCGUUUCAACCACUAAAAAUAAACCAAAUCUGUGCUUUGGUAAAUCAUGGUUUGAGGUCAAAAGUGAUAUUUACACUAGAAAAUAAAAUAAAUUAAAUAAAUAAAUAAAAAAAAU
This is a messenger RNA of Xyrauchen texanus (razorback sucker), 1993 nucleotides long. RefSeq names its product sosondowah ankyrin repeat domain family Ca (gene sowahca). NCBI's taxonomy places the organism in Eukaryota, Metazoa, Chordata, Actinopteri, Cypriniformes, Catostomidae. The transcript has a single exon. The coding region runs from base 144 to 1697 and encodes 517 amino acids. The record is from RefSeq and is a predicted model, not a curated record. Gene Ontology annotation, molecular function: protein binding.